GAUUCUGGCAUUCACUCUAUCUUUCUUUAUUGGCCAUUUACCACUAUCAUCUAGAAGAGCCUCGAGUGAAGUUCAUAAUGGUGAAUUUAAAAUCAAUACAUGGUCGGCAGUACCUUCCACCUCGGAGGCAAAACAUGUAUUUUUAUUAGCUUAGCGUCUCAAAGAGGGUUCUCAAUUCUUCGAUCGAUUAUUCUCCCACAACCAUUAUUUAAGUAUUUCAAGUUCGAGAUCAACUUUGUUCAGUUUAUAAUCCAACCAACACAAUUGAUUUUACAACAAUCUUUUCUUGCCAUCACAUCUUACCAUACUCUAUCUUACAAUCCUUUGAACCACAUCAAUCAUCCUCACCUUUUCAUCAUGUCAGGCUCAGAUGAUUCUCUUCCAAUCAAUCACCAAGGCUUGCCUCAAGGUUUGGGAAUUACUUCUAAUCAAACAAGUGGUCGUGCUACACCAGGGGAUUCGUUAGGCGGUAAGAAUAUGGGCUCUGGAAUCAACAAUCCUAGAAUUAGAACAGGCCCGCAGAUACAGCAACAAGACGGCAACAACAAUUCUAAUUUCGGACUAGGAAGCACCCAGAUGCAACAGCAGAUGGAUCCCAAAAUGAUGCAUCAAGAUCGAAUCGAACAACAGCAAGCUCAAAAUUUACGAAGACAGUAUCACCAACUACAGCAACAUGGAGCUCAGCAGCAAUUACAACAGCAGCAGUAUACAGUCCAGCAACAAAUCCAGCUAAAUCAAGCACACCGGCAACGACUACAACAGCAGCAUGUUCGCCAGUCGCAAGUACUUCAACCAACACACGUCCUACCAGAAGAUGUUCCCAGCCCGAGCCUGUCCGCGAUGAGAUUAAAUGGUGGACAAGUAGAGCCGGCAUUUCAACAAUUUUUCAGCACGAACCCCACACAAUACAGCAUAAAGAAUGGAAGGCCCAACACCUUUCCUCCCACCGCCCCAACUAGCGCGCAGCCCCAAGUCUCUGGUCAACAACCAGAUCAGAAAGAAGCAGAGGAGGAGGCCGUUUACGAAUCCAGUUCUUUCAAUCUCAGUAUCAAUUCUCCCUUGACCAUCACCGGCGAUGACAACAUAAUCACUUUCCACCCGGCUCCACAAGUUCAAAAAAUUACAGAGGCAAUACUCCAAUCUCUAAAAUCUGCGUCUGAAGGAUCACGCGGUCUUACAAUGGGUGAUGCUGAUGGAAAUCCUAGAGCAAUCAAAGUUGAUAUCAAUGCUGCUGUGAUGAUCAGUGGACAGCGUAAUAUUCUGGGAGAGGAAGCCGUCAAGAUCUGGAGUCAAAAGGUCAGAGGGGAAGCAUUGACGUCACAGACGCAGGCCCAGAGAAUGCUGGCCCAGGCUCAUAUGAAGUCUCAAGCUACCGCGCAGGCUCAAGGUCAGAGACAAGGUCAGGGACAAGGACAAGGAUCGAAGAAUGGAACAGCAAGUAUGGAUUCAGCUGUGCCAAAAAACGCUCAGACGUUCGAUAGUAUUUUACAAGCCCGCGAAAAAGCUCUAAUUACCCAGAGACAGACAAAGAAUGAGACAGCGCCCCAGGAACAAGCACAAGAACAAGCAUUUUCAAGCUCACCCCCAGAACGAUUCCAGCUAAUUGGAGAUGGAAAUGAGCAUGUAGGAGGACAAGCCCGUCCACACUGGAACAUGCAUAUACAGGCUUCCACCCACCAGCAACCACCAGCAAAAGAGCAAGCAGGAAGAGCAAACCCACAAAUGGGUAGUUUCUCCGCUGGCCCUUCCAAAGAUUUUGGCAAGAGAGCUAGAGAGCCCAGCGUUAGUCAACACGAUGAAGAGGCCAACAAGAAAACAAAGAUGGAUAUGUAGAUAUCUGACGGAUGGAACGAAUAUGCUUGAACGAACUCGUGCCAGAAUUAGUACGUGGAGAGUUUGAGAUAUUUAUGAGCUUCUAUUUCGACGUUACUACCUACUACAUGUGGAGAAAUUGAUGGUGUGGUGGUCGGGUAUGGAGAUUGGUUGAUUGAGAAUGGAGCAGUGGAUAGUAUUGACUUGAUCUUUUUUUCCAUUUGCGAAGGUUGGGUUAUCAAUUGCGAUGACA
This is a messenger RNA of Botrytis cinerea B05.10, 2065 nucleotides long. RefSeq lists its product as hypothetical. The record is from RefSeq and is a predicted model, not a curated record. Lineage: Eukaryota; Fungi; Ascomycota; Leotiomycetes; Helotiales; Sclerotiniaceae. The coding region runs from base 100 to 1833 and encodes 577 amino acids. The transcript has a single exon.